Molecule: messenger RNA, 312 nt
Organism: Eimeria mitis
Lineage: Eukaryota; Apicomplexa; Conoidasida; Eucoccidiorida; Eimeriidae
Exons: 1
Coding region: 1-312 (103 amino acids)
Source: RefSeq, a predicted model, not a curated record
AUGCAAGAGAAGAGGUGGGUUGGGGGGGCAGUAAGGAGACACAGCAGCAGCAGCAAAGACACAGACACAGCAGCAGAUAGAAUAGCAGCAGCAGCAGCAGCAGCAGCAGCAGCAACAAUACAGCAGCAACAGCAACUGCAACGGCAGCAGCAGCAGAAUCAAAAUAAACAGCAGCAACAGCAGCAACAGCUACCGCAGCAACAGCAGCAACAGCAGCAACCGCAGCAACAGGAGGAUAAGCAGCAGCAACAACACCAGCAGCAGCAGAAUCAAAAGCAACAGCAGCAGCAGCAGCAGCAGCAGCACCCGUAG